Messenger RNA from Acanthoscelides obtectus, 546 nucleotides. The record is from the annotation of a GenBank genome assembly. Lineage: Eukaryota; Metazoa; Arthropoda; Insecta; Coleoptera; Chrysomelidae.
AUGAAGGCUCAAAUUGAAUAUGAUCCUGCUGAUUGGUACUGCUUUAUAUGUGAAGAGAACAUUAUGGAAGAUAUGACAAGCUGCCAGGAAGACGACGUUUCAACUUACGUUCAACAUUUAAAUGCCCUCUAUUCAGAUUUUGAAUCUAGGUUUGAGGAUAUUUUGACUAUGGUAACACCACCGUGGAUAAUUAAUCCAUAUGGUGACAUCGAAGAAACGAAUGUCAUAAUACAAGAGGAACUGACUGAACUAAGUACAAACGAAGAACUUAAGGUUCAGUUUAAAAACGGAUAUCAGCAAUUCUGGCUGCAAAAUAACAUACCCGUUACUUAUUCCGUAUUAUGGAAUAUAGCGAGGAAAUUUUUAAUUUCCUUUCCAUCGUCAUACCUAGUGGAAAGGGGGUUCAGCGCUGUUACCAAUCUCCUAACGAAAAAAAGAAGCAGACUGGACAUCAUUAGCCGAGGAGAUUUAAGAUUAACCCUUACAAAAUUGACGCCAAAUGUUGAUAAUUUAUUAUUAAAGCAUCAGGUUCAUCCUUCUCACUAA